AUAUAGUGAAUGCAGGGUCCAGGGAGAGCAGAUAUAGUGAAUGCAGGGUCCAGGGAGAGCAGAUAUAGUGAAGGCAGGGUCCGGGAAGAGUGGAUAUAGUGAAUGCAGGGUCCGGGGAGAGUGGAUAUAGUGAAUGCGGGGUCCGGGGAGACCAGAUAUAGUGAAUGCAGGGUCCGGGAAGAGUGGAUAUAGUGAAUGCAGGGUCCGGGAAGAACCAGAUACAGUGAAUGCAGGGUCCGGGGAGAGCAGAUAUAGUGAAUGCAGGGUCCGGGGAGAGCGGAUAUAGUGAAUGCAGAGUCCGGGGAGAGCAGAUAUAGUGAAUGCAGGGUCCGGG
Molecule: messenger RNA, 334 nt
Organism: Staurois parvus
Lineage: Eukaryota; Metazoa; Chordata; Amphibia; Anura; Ranidae
Source: the annotation of a GenBank genome assembly